This is a messenger RNA of Parathielavia appendiculata, 2040 nucleotides long. Its product is annotated as PCI-domain-containing protein. Gene Ontology annotation, biological process: proteasome-mediated ubiquitin-dependent protein catabolic process. Gene Ontology annotation, cellular component: proteasome regulatory particle. Bases 253 to 1731 code for a protein of 492 amino acids. The transcript has 3 exons. The record is from RefSeq and is a predicted model, not a curated record. NCBI's taxonomy places the organism in Eukaryota, Fungi, Ascomycota, Sordariomycetes, Sordariales, Chaetomiaceae.
CUGCUGAGAGCUGACCCAAGCUGCCAAUCCACCUUCAACAACCUGCACCAUCUGCAUUCCUCGAGCAUCAACGGCUUUCUUUUAGCCGCAAACAGCCCGAACGAACUGAUUAGCAAUAGUUCCACUACGCCGAAUUACGACAUUUUUCAAUUCGGGUCACUAUUUUAAACCCAGCGGCAGACUUCCGAUCUCCAAGACCUGCUUCGGACCCUCCCUCGAUUCUCGUCACCGUCGUCCGCAACCACGGUAAUCAUGGGCUCAGACCCGCAGUACGCAAAAUGGCCUCUGCUGCCGCUCGCCCAGCAUGUCUUUACUCUCACCAACCCAUAUGCCACCAAGACGGCCCAGCAGACAGCCGCCAAGCAGCUCCAGGAUGCCAUCUCCGAGCACAAGAUGGCUCCAUUCUACCGCUACCUAGCGCACCCGAUAGACGGCAUUCUCAAUGCGGUUGGCGAGGGUAGCUCACAUGUUCCGGGCAAGCUGCCUAGCAGGAAGAACAGCUUAGUCGGCAUGAUUGCGACCAGGAGCCCGACGGCCAGCAUAAAUCUUCCCUGGGAUGAGGCUCUGUAUGAGUCGUUGAAGGCGGACAACGACCGCGAGCUGGAAGAGUUCCAAAAAGAGGAGGACGAAGCUGUUGAGAAGGCCGGAGAUAUUGAGAUUCAGGCUGCCCGGGGCAAGAGGGCCGAGUUCUGGGCAAGAGUCGGCGACAAGGAGAAAGCCAUCGCAGCCUAUGAGGACGUCUUUGAGAAAACCGGUAUCCUCGGGAUCAAAAUCGACUUGGUCCUCGCCAUCAUUCGCAUGGGCCUCUUCUACGGCGACAAGCAUCUCGUCAAGAAGCAUGUUGAGCGAGCCAAGACGCUGGUCGAGACGGGCGGCGACUGGGAUCGGCGCAACCGGCUGAAAGCCUACGAGGGCCUGUCUCUGCUCACAACGCGCAGCUACAACCUCGCCGCCCCGCUCCUCCUUGACAGCCUGUCGACCUUCACCUCGUACGAGCUCUGUACCUACAGCAACCUGGUUAUUUACGCCGUGCUCGCGGGAUCCGUCUCACUCAAGCGCGUCGACUUCAAAUCCAAGGUCGUCGACGCCCCAGAGAUCAAGGCCAUCCUCGGCGACGGCGAGGACAAGCUCCUCGCGCUGACAGGCGCUAUUUCUGCCGGGCCGGGCGCCGACGACGAGAUGACCGACGCUAAUCCCAGCAGCGCAACUCCGUCGGCCAAGGUGGCGGUUGUCAAUCUCACCACGCUCGGCAGUUCCGCCGACCAGCCCGAGGCCGAGAUGGCCGUCGACUUUGGCCCGCUCGCGCAGCUAGUCAGCAGCCUGUACAACGGCCGGUACAAGCUUUUUUUCCAGGCGCUCGCGCUCGUCGAGGAGCAGUUCCUCAACCUGGAUCGGUACCUGCACGAGCACAAGGGUUGGUUCAUCCGCGAGAUGCGCCUGCGUGCGUACCAGCAGCUGCUGCAGAGCUACCGCGUGGUCGGGCUGGACAGCAUGGCGAAUGACUUUGGGGUGACGGUUGACUUCUUGGACCGUGACCUUGCCAAGUUCAUCGCCGCGGGCCGCAUCCCCUGCACCAUUGACCGGGUUGCGGGCCAAGGCGUCAUCGAGACAAACCGGCCCGACGACAAGAACAAGCAGUACCAAGACGUGGUGCGCCAGGGCGAUCAGCUGAUUACCAAACUGCAGAAGUACGGUCAGGCGGUGCGGCUGAGGGGGAGUGAGAGGGCGUAGAUAGUCUGUGUAUCGGCAGCAGCCCAACAGUGAUCAAAAUGUGGGCAUUUGUAUGAUACCUCGCAACUAGCAGAGAAGAGCAGAAAGAUGAUGGCUCUGCGUGUCGUCUCUUUCGGAAGCCAGACACGCAGCCUGGGCAAGAUGACAAGGGCCAACACCAGACUCAAUUGUGUAUACCGCUGAGUUGAAGGACCUGAAGGUUAUGUGAACGCAACGCUUCGCCCCUGCCAACUAUCUACACGACACACCGCUGUGACAUAGUCCUCGAUAUCAAAGCAUCGCUCAUCCCACUUUUGUGUCAGGUAUGCC